Messenger RNA from Lampris incognitus (smalleye Pacific opah), 1418 nucleotides. RefSeq names its product G protein-coupled receptor 137c (gene gpr137c). Bases 1 to 1365 code for a protein of 454 amino acids. Gene Ontology annotation, biological process: positive regulation of TORC1 signaling. The transcript is spliced from 8 exons. The record is from RefSeq and is a predicted model, not a curated record. NCBI's taxonomy places the organism in Eukaryota, Metazoa, Chordata, Actinopteri, Lampriformes, Lampridae. Gene Ontology annotation, cellular component: lysosomal membrane.
AUGUUUUCGCCCAAAAACGGGGUCAAUUUUAAUAUGUUUACUUCAGUCAAAGAGUCCCCCGACCAGCUGCUCCGGAGUGACAUCUCGCCCACUCUGGAACUCAGCCUCACCGUCGUCUACACGGUCUUCUACUCGCUGCUGUUUAUAUUCGUGUACCUCCAGCUGUGGCUGAUCCUGCACUACGGACACAAGCGCCUGAGCUACCAGAGCGUCUUUCUGUUCCUGUGCCUGCUGUGGGCCGCCCUGAGGACCACGCUCUUCUCCUUCUACUUCAGAAAUGUGGUGCAGGCGAACCAGCUGCAGCCCUGGCCCUACUGGCUGCUCUACUGCUUCCCCGUGUGUCUGCAGUUCUUCACCUUAUGCCUCCUCAACCUGUACUUCGCACAGGUGAUAUUUAAGGCCAAAGCCAAGUAUUCCCCAGAGCUCACCAAGUACAAGGUUCCUCUGCGUUUAGCCUUCCUAUGUCUAAGUAUAUUCUUCUUGGUGGUAAAUCUAACAUGUGCACUACUAGUGCAGGGGGCGCUGGAGAGCUCUGAACCAGCAAGUGAGGGUGGUGUCAGACAUGCAGUGUUAGCAAGGAUCCUUAUCAACGACAGUCUGUUUGUGCUGUGUGCCAUUUUUCUGGCCAUCUGCAUCUUCAAGAUUGCCAAGAUGUCUUCUGCCAACGUAUACCUUGAAUCCAAGGGUUCAUCAGUAUGCCAGGCUACAGCUGUAGGGGCCAUGGUUAUCCUCCUGUAUACAUCCAGAGCUUGUUACAACCUCGUGGUGGUUGCGCUGUCUCCACAUGACAGACCAAGUCCCUUCAACUACAGCUGGUACAAUGUUUCUGAUCAGGCUGAUGUGCAGGAGAUCAGCGGCGAGGCCUACAUCGUGUUUGGGAUUAUUCUGUUCUUCUGGGAGUUGCUACCAACAAGCUUAGUGGUGAUUUUCUUCAGAGUUCAAAGACCCAACCAAAACCUCACUCCGGGAGGGAUGAUCAACAGUCACAGUUUCAGCUCCAGAGCCUAUUUCUUUGACAACCCUCGACGAUAUGACAGCGAUGAUGAUCUAUCCAGGAGCAUUAACAAUAGGGCUGAUAGGACGAGUAUCCUCUCCUCUACUCCCCAGAUGGGUCCCUCCAGUUGGUACGGCUCAAUUCAACGUCACGGGAGCUUAACGGGAGGCCUGGCGCCUGCCCACCCCACCUCCUCUACGGCCCCACUCCUCUUUGCCUACACAAAUAUCCAGAGUCAUCACCACCAUCACCACAACUACUAUUCUACCCCACAGAACAAUAACCACUGUCAUCACCAUCAAAACAAUUAUUCCACGCCACAGAAUUACUAUUGUGGAUCUCAGUCCUACUUCUGCACCCCACAGAAUUAGAGGUCGUUGACAGACGGCGAUGCUGGAAGUCUGGAUCCGCAUGCAACAUUGGA